Molecule: messenger RNA, 1884 nt
Organism: Striga asiatica
Lineage: Eukaryota; Viridiplantae; Streptophyta; Magnoliopsida; Lamiales; Orobanchaceae
Source: the annotation of a GenBank genome assembly
CUAGUCCAGCAAUUCACACUUUUGGUCCCAUUUUCAUAAAUUUCCCAUCACAAUCAAUAUUGUCAUCAUCCUGACAAAACCCAAAUAACCAGACAUGAGAAAACUCCCUUCUAACCGCCGACCUACAAUCCCAAACAAACCAAAACACCAAUCCUAAACCACACACACCAUUGUUGAUAGACUACGAACAAAUCAACAUUUUACUCAGUCACAAGAAUCAACACAGACCCAGCUCAAAUUAUCUUCAUAUAAAACGAAAAUUGGAAAAAAAAAUAAUGAGAAAUUAUAUGGGCACCAUUUUUUCCUCAACUGCUCCCUCAUCCCAUCCCUAUCCACACACGCCUGUGCGUAAUUGAUUUUCGUUUUUACACAUGGGCACACAUAAAAAAAUUGGAUGUGUAUAUAUAGACCGAGCCCUAUAUGGGUUCUUGAAAAUAGUCAAAAUAUAGGGAAAUUAACAGAAGGGUUUUGGGUCAAUAGAUACGCACAGAUACACUGUGUUGUGAGACGCGAGGUGGUUUUAGCGGCGAUGGAUCACGCGGCGGAUGCGCACCGGACGGAUUUGAUGACGAUAACGCGUCACGUGCUGAACGAGCAGUCAAAGCACCCCGAGUCGCGUGGGGAUUUCACGAUUUUGCUCAAUCACAUCGUCCUUGGGUGCAAGUUCGUUUGCUCUGCUGUUAACAAGGCUGGUCUGGCUAAACUUAUAGGACUUGCUGGCGAGACCAAUGUGCAGGGCGAAGAGCAGAAGAAACUAGACGUGCUCUCGAAUGAAGUUUUCGUCAAGGCAUUAGUCAGCAGCGGCCGAACUUGCAUACUUGUUUCUGAAGAAGAUGAAGAGGCGACAUUCGUUGAUCCACCUAAGCGUGGAAAAUACUGUGUUGUGUUCGACCCAUUGGACGGGUCUUCCAAUAUCGACUGUGGUGUUUCAAUUGGAACUAUCUUUGGCAUUUAUGCGAUCUUUGAUGGGCACGACCCGAAACUGGAAGAUGUGUUGCAGCCUGGGAAAAACAUGUUAGCUGCAGGCUAUUGCAUGUACGGGAGCUCUUGCACGUUUGUGUUGAGCACUGGAUCUGGAGUUAAUGGGUUCACUCUCGAUCCAUCUCUUGGAGAAUUCAUACUGACUCAUCCAGAUAUUAAGAUCCCGAAAAAGGGCAAAAUUUACUCUGUUAAUGAAGGAAAUGCCAAGAACUGGGAUGGCCCAACAGCAAAGUACGUGGAAAAAUGCAAGUUUCCGAAAGAUGGAUCACCGUCAAAAUCAUUAAGAUACAUUGGAAGCAUGGUAGCCGAUGUUCACCGUACGUUGCUUUAUGGAGGCAUAUUUUUGUAUCCAGCUGAUAAAAAGAGCCCGAAUGGAAAAUUGAGGGUCCUCUAUGAAGUUUUCCCCAUGUCGUUUUUGAUGGAACAAGCAGGCGGACAGGCUUUUACCGGAAAGCAAAGGGCACUUGAUUUGAUUCCUACAAAGAUACACGAGCGUUCACCGAUAUUCCUCGGUAGCUAUGACGAUGUUGAGGAGAUCAAAUCAUUGUAUGCUGCUGAAGAGCAGAAAUAAAUCAGCAGCUUGUGUAAAUUUCUUUGCAUGAGUUUCAGUUCUCAACGUGCAAAUUACACUUUUUCUUCCCUGUAUUAAAAUAGUAUAACUAUUAAUUUCUGUAAUAAAUUUCUCUUUCUCUGCUGAUUUUAUCUCUUGAGCCCUGAAGAUAACUGGGAUUCAAAGGUUGAUGUCUAAGAUUGUUUAACACAAGAAUUUGUAUUAAACAAACUAAUAAUAACUAAAAAGAACACAAAUUAUAUAUCAUAUCGUAUUGUCCACAAUGUUCUGUUUUUCAGGUUAAUCAUGUAAUUAACUAACAUUUUUAUCGGAUGACUAAUUGUUGAGCUUGA